This is a messenger RNA of Hypoxylon trugodes, 1354 nucleotides long. RefSeq lists its product as uncharacterized. Lineage: Eukaryota; Fungi; Ascomycota; Sordariomycetes; Xylariales; Hypoxylaceae. The transcript is spliced from 4 exons. Bases 468 to 1208 code for a protein of 246 amino acids. The record is from RefSeq and is a predicted model, not a curated record.
GAAUUACUGAUAUGAUUAUUGAUAUAAUUAUAUGGUUACUGAUACGAUGUUGAUGACCUCUAAAACUGGUCGGCUUUAGGUAACUACCAAGGCGGUGACGUCAAUGCCCCUAUACUGGGAUGCGAUCUAUUAAUGGAGAAGCAUGGAAAGGCGAAGGCUGAGAUACCCUUGAGAUACCCGCUCCGGAUGAAAGUCAACGGCGGCGUAGCUGAAGCCAAGCGUCGAAUCAGGCCAGGAUCCGCCUAAUAUGCCUCGUGGUCAUUGUCCUUUUGUACCAACAGCAUUUCGAAACUCUUGGCCUAAUUUUCAGGUGGCUCAACAUUGCUGUGCCGCUUUUCGAGGUCUUCAUUAUUUUAAUCGUCUUGUACCUCAAUGAUAUAUCAUCAUCGACUAUGUUGGCAUCUCUAAUUCAACGAGUCUUAUUCUCUAAUUUCAUCAGUCAUAUAAUAUCUCAAUAACACGAAAAGAUGAAGAACUGGGCCCCCGUUUUCUCUGUCGCGUCACUGCUGCUGCCUCUCGCAGCGGCGGACUGCGAUAAAUUUACUUUUCUGAACGGUACUGAUGCGUCUGGCCAAACUGAGUACUAUAACAAUGACUUCACAAUAUCAUCAUACAUCAACUGUACGGCGGACACUGCGACACAAGUUAGUGGAAACAAGACGGUGUGCGAAUAUCAACCUUACGGAGCGGGGUUGGUAGCGCACCCUCAAAUCCGAAACGUCACAAUCAGCGAUGAUGACGAUCGCGAAGAUAUUUUCGAGUUAGUACAAGAAAUGAUAAGCGAUAAGGCAUCAGCUACCACAAAUUUCAAUUUGACUAUCGUCAUGAACCACACAGCUGGAAUCACGAGUUUUGGUGUCGGUGAUUCCGGGUACGUGGCUUUCAUGCCCAUGAUGCGGUGUUGGGAGGGUACAUUAUCGGAUUGCGACGACGAUGAUAACCUUGAGGGAAAGACAGCGCGGGUUUGCGGUUUAAAAUGGCUGGACGAAUUCCAGAGUAGCAAGGAUGCUGGAGUGCAGACCUACGAUGGUACCGAGUACUUCGUAGGGACUGAUACUGGAAACGGCAUUCAGUCAAGCCCUCCGUAUUCUGACGUUGCCAACCAGGCUACAAACGACGACGAUGACAGUGCUGCCACGAGAAGCUUGGUUAGCGGUAUGGCCGUAAUGAUUGCGUUGAUGAGCUUAGCAUGUGCGGUUUUAUUGUAAAUAACUAUGCCUAAUACCCCAUUUGAUAUUUGAAUAGUCAUAGCGAGCGUUAGUAAAUGAUAUCGAUGUUAAUGAUGUGCCUUGACGAAAUGUGAAUAAUAUGCUUCGAAAUGAUUACUUUCUAUAAUAACAGUGGCACAUUAUGC